AUGGGCGGCGUCGUUCAGAGGACCGGCCAGCUGCCGGAAGACCAGUCUCCCCUGGACCAGCCUCCGGAGCCUGCGCCGUGGGGUACCCGGGGGCACUUCGGAGCGCAGCAGAGCCAGGACGGGCCAGGCAAGGCAGAGCCCUGGCUCCUGGCUGUGAAGUCCAGGAGGCCCGAGCUGGCUCAACGGCGACCCGACGUGCGAUGGGUCGGAGAGUCCCGUGCCAAGAACCCAGAGGCGAGGAAGGGGCUCCCGCGCGCACGCAUGCCGUCGUACCCGCAGUCCAGGGACCUGUCCGGAUUCCAGCAGCUGUCGGCGCCUCCGGGCGGCAGAAGUCCCCUCUCCGCCGCGGGGGCCCCGGCCCACCAGCUGCGGCACGCUGGCGCAGACGUCAGCGCCGGGACGGUGCAGGCUGCCGACGCCCCGCCAGCGCACUACCUGCAGCCCGCUGGUGCGGACGGCGGCGCUGGGGCGCGGGCCCCAGCAACUGCUUGGCGCUAG
Messenger RNA from Prorocentrum cordatum, 498 nucleotides. Lineage: Eukaryota; Dinophyceae; Prorocentrales; Prorocentraceae. The record is from the annotation of a GenBank genome assembly.